GUAGGAAACGUGAUUUUUUCGUUAUUUUCUUAAUUCAAAAAUAUUUUGAAUCUGAUUUUACUGUCAUUUUCAUUUAUUUCUUAAUUAAACUAGUUAAACUCUGUGAAUAUGUCUAAUUUAACGAAUGUAUAUGCAUAUUUACGUGAUAAGUUCCAAGAUGUUGAUAUGUUGUUUGGAAAAUCGCCUUCUUUUGUUAAAACAUUGACUGGAAUUGAUAAUCAAAAAAUCAUUUUCAUUUACAAAGAGGAUGUAGCUAGAUUGAAGGCAUUAAGAGAUUAUCAGAGUCCAAUAAGCGAGGGAAACAACAAAAGUGAUUCAAACUUCAAUUUUUCUGGAUCUUGUGGAAGUCCUUUAAAAGAUGAUAAUUCUAUUAAUGAUCUGAUUAACACAUCUAUUGUUGGCAAGAUAUUUAACAAGAAUCCAUGGCGUGAUGUGGAAGAGAGCUAUGGUCCAAUUGAUAUUAAUCUCGCACAAACAAUUUUAAAUGAUGUCGCAAAUGAAGAUUUCUCAGUGACUUCAAAGGGGUGGAUCUUCAUUUUAUGUGGCAACGAUCAAGGACAUGAUCUUAAUAACUCAACAUUCAUUCUAUCAUUGAAUGUCUCUAAUAAAGAAUUCAUAAGAGGAUUUGCCAAAUAUUAUGGUGUAGUUAAGAAUGAUAGUCGAUCAAUUAGGACAUAUCUACAGAAACAUAAUGCAAUGGUUCCACGUUCCAAGCCUGAAAUACAUAUUGAGUCAACCUUCGAAAUGACAGAUGAUGUUUCACUUAAAUUUGUAAAUACGAUGAAUAGUGAGAAUCUUACACUUUCCCAUAUUAAUGCUUCGUCUCGAGUAUUUCUGAAACAAAAAGUAGAAAUUGGAAAGAGUCAUGUACUUUGUGAGCAGCUGUAUAAUCAAAUUCAGUUACUUUACAUGAUUAAAAAUGAUAUUGUUAAUAUUAAGAAUUUAUCUAUUGAUGGGACAUUAAAUGAGCCUGCUUAUAACUACGGAUCGAUGAAGUAUGAUGUUCUGCAGAAGAAAUGCAAUGCUAUUUUAUCGGAUGUUAUUACAAUUAACGAUACAGCAGAUGAAAUUGAUAUAAGCUUGGAAGCUAUAAUUAAGAGAGUCUAUAAUCGUCCACUCAUAGACAUCACCGAUCAAAUUUUUGAACUAAUUAAGUAUGCAAGCUCUUACUAUGAUUUACGUAAAAUCCUCACAUUCAUCUUCCAAAUUUCAUCACGAUCAAGUAUCGUCAACAUUCCAAUGAAUAAUAAUCGACUUGCUGAAUUAAUUCGAGAAAUAUCACAACAACGCCUAGCAAUUCCACAUUUAACAUCAACAGAACCAUUAGAACUCUUACUGGAAAUUGGCAUUGAAAAAGUCAUGAAAGAUUAUGAAUAUAUCUUUAGUGAAAGCAAAAUAUGCUUGUUAAGUGACAUGAAUGUCGGCGAAACUAAAAUCCAAACACAAAUUGAAUCAAAUAUGAAUGUACGAAAGUCAUUAGCUUCUUCCGCAUUUGAAAUUAAUCAAAACAGGAAGACUUUAUUGCAUGGCACUGGAAGUUUAGAUAGUAAUGAUGAUCUUGAUGGAAUUCGAAACAGUCGAUUUAAUGAAAAGGAAUCGAACAAAAGUAUCUCAAAAAUGGCACAAAUUCACUUAACUAUCGAACAUAUACUAAUGAUGCAGAAUAAUCUAAACAUGGAUAAUGAUUAUAAGCAAAUUGCAAAGAAAAUCCUCGAAAAUCCAAUGGUUUCAUUUGAGGAUUUACAAAAUCAAAAAUACGAUAAGCUGCUAAUCCAAAUUAGUGACAAGAAAGUAAGUCAACUUGUCGAAAAUUUAAUGCCAAACUCCCAAAAGAUCACAUUUAAAUCUGACAAUAAAUUCAAGAAUGUCGAGAAUGUCUUUUAUUUUAACGUCGAACAAAUCGUUCCAUCAUUGAUGCAGAAGGAAAGUAAAGGUGAUGUUGCUGAUAAUAAAGGAGACGUUUUUCAUCUCAUCAAUUGUGCGAUUAGAUUAGAGAAUCUUAUGAAGUUUGGAUAUGCUCUGAUUUUGGUGACAAUUGGAUUAAUGAUAUGGGCGAGUUCAGCAAGAGCAAUGAAGCAACCUGAUCCACCAUGCAUAUUCAAUACAUUAUGUACGUGCUCAAGCGGUUUACCUGAUAAUUAUGGAAGCGUCAAGUGUGAAAAUGUUGUAUUUCCUGCAAUUCCUGAAGCACUUAACCUUUCAAAGGUUUAUUCAUUGAAAAUGGAAAAUACAGGACUAAUGGAAAUAGUACCGCACUUUUUACAAGCUACUGGACUUUAUCGAUUAGAAAUUUCACAUAAUCCCUUGUUUCAUAUUUCCGAUGAGGCAUUUAUUGGACUAGAACGAAGUUUAUGGGAACUUGUAUUAAAUCAUAAUGGACUUGCUAGAGUUCCAACAAAGGCACUGCGGUUUUUACAAAAGUUACGAUAUUUGGACCUUACUGGGAAUGAGAUUUCAUUAGUAGAACGUGAUUCAUUCAGAGGAUUACAAAACACCCUCCAGACAUUAAUCCUGUCUGAUAAUUCAAUAUCGGAAGUAACAAUUGAGUCAUUCCAAGGACUUCCAAACCUUAAAGUUCUUGAUUUAAGUUCAAACAAUCUUCAUGAAAUCAACCCAGACGUCUUUCGCGAACAAAUGAAUUCAUUAGAGAAAGUCAUACUUGCUGACAAUCUCAUUUCUGAAAUUCCAUAUAUUGCAGUGUCUUUACUCAAAUCAUUAAAAGUUCUCGACCUUUCAUCAAACAGAUUAACAAGCAUCCAAAUGCAUCACGUUAAUCAACCACAGCGAUUGAAUGUUAAAUUGUCAUUGGAGCAAUUACAUCUCGAACACAAUCAAAUUCAUCACAUACAGCCGGUCUCAUUUCAAUACUUUUUGUCAGUCAAUCAAACAUUCUUGGAUUUUAAUCCAAUUCAUACAAUUAGUAAUGAUGCCUUUCAAACAGCCAGAAUUCGUGAACUUUACAUUAGACAUUGUCUAUUGGAUUCUAUUGAGCCGGCUGCUUUUUCUGGAUUAGAAGGGUCUUUGCAGGUGCUAGAUUUGAGUGGAAAUAAUAUAACAAGCUUGCCUGAUGCACUCUUUACUUCCUUUGAUCUAUUGAUGUACAUUAAUGUAAAGGAGAAUAAAAUCCUCAAUUUGAUUCCAGAAAAAUCAACUUUUACUGGAUUUCAGUUCAGUCUUAUGAAGCUUGAUAUAACUGGCAACAAGAAUGGACCGUCAAGCUUCCAGGAACUGAGAAAGUUCAGAAAUUUAAGAAGCUUGGCUGUCGGACGACUCAAUUCAAAUCAACUAGUUCCGGAAGAUUUCCAAGAAUUUGGCAUUGAAUUAGAGAAUUUAAGGAUAUUCCAUGCUGGAUUAAAAGCUAUUAAGAGUCACGCAUUCAUGCAUGUUCGGGGUAUUAAGAGAUUAGAUUUAAGUGAAAAUAAUAUCGAAAAUAUUGAGAAAGGCGCAUUUCAAGAAAUUGGACAUACAUUAAUUUCUUUAAGAAUCACACGUGGCUUCUCAAACAUGAUGAAUCAAUUGCCAGACAUUCGAGAGCUUACAUCAUUAGAAGAAUUGGAUUUGAGCAAUAAUAAAUUAAAAUCAAUUAGCGAUACAGCAUUUCAUGCAAUGAAGAAUUUGAGGCUAUUUAGAAUGAACGAUAAUCUUUUGGAACAACUGCCUAAAGGAAUCUUCCAACGCGAUAUCCAUCAAAAAUUGGAAGAAGUCUCUUUAGAAUUUAACUUAAUUCGUCACAUUUCGACUCAUACGUUUGUUGACUUGGAGAAUUUGCAUACAAUCAGAUUACGAGACAACAGAAUUGAGCGACUUGAGAGACGUGCUUUUAUGAAUUUGGAGAAAUUACAGCAUAUUAAUCUUAAAGGAAAUAAAUUGACGAGCAUUUCAGAUGAAGCAUUUCAAAACCUCCCACACCUAUCAUUCUUGGACGUGAGCUUCAAUCAAUUGAAAAACUUUGAUUUUGAUUAUUUCGAUCAAGUUGGGACUUUAGCGCAUUUAAUGGUCAAUGUCAGCUAUAAUGCCUUAUCAGACCUAACUGACAAUACGACGAGCUUCAUAAAUCAACGCGAGCAAGGCACAUCAAUGUAUCAUUCGUACAUAAAGGUACUCGACAUGUCACACAAUAAUAUUUCCAAUAUUGGUGGUGGAUUUUUCAAGCCAGCAGAGCUUUCAUUAGUUUCCCUGAAUUUAGCUUUUAAUUAUUUGCAAAACACAAGUUUUGAAAUUUUCGGAAAAUUCGCACGCCUUCAAAUCUUGGACUUGUCAGACAAUUUUAUCGAAUACAUCGCUCCUGACACAUUUAGAGGCACUAGAAAGCUUCAAGUCUUUAGCUUAGAAAACAACGCCUUAACUGAGCUUGGAUAUGAUAUUUUCAAAACUCUUGGUGAUUUAAGGAUUGUAAAUUUAUCCCACAAUUUACUCAGAAUGAUUCCUGAUCACGUCUUUGCUGGAGAUGAUAUGGAGAAGCUUGAUUUGUCGCAUAACUUGUUGACUAAAAUUCCUGUAUCGUCACUAACGAACUUAGCUGCCUUGACACUUUGUGAAUUGGAUCUAUCGCAUAAUAAUAUUGGGACAAUUCACAGUAUGGAUUUAUCAAAUAAAUUUAGACGACUGUCAAGUCUCGAUUUAUCAUACAAUCGACUAGCACGUCUUGAUGAUGCAGCCUUUGCCACACUACCUAAUUUAGCUGCUUUGGAUUUAUCACACAAUAGUGAACUGGAAGUUUUUGGACGAGUUUUUAUUGGAUUAGAAACAAACUUAAUGGAACUAAACUUGAAUAAUAUUUCCUUAAUUCAAGCACCGGAUUUAGCAUUGCCAAAUCUAAGGAUUUUGAGAUUAGCAUACAAUGAACUUCCAUCAAUUCCACCAGAACAUGCUGCAAAUUUGACGUCCCUACGAGUCUAUGAUUUAUCAUACAAUGACUUAUCGACAGUUCCUUUAAUAACACAUUCAUUGGCAAAUUUAAACACUCUCUCACUUGCUGGAAAUCCAAUUAGUUCAUUGACAAACACAAGUUUGUUAGGACCUGCUGAUACUCUUGAACAUUUGGAUAUCUCUCAACUUCCUUUGACGACUAUUGAGUUCGGAAUUUUGAACAAGCUACGAUCAUUAAGGUCUCUCAAAGUAUCAACAUAUCCAAAACUUACACAAUUCAACAUUCCAGUGAUUCUUGAAGACGUUGACGGGUUAAGAGAAUUAAUAAUUGAGGCUCCAGCACCAAAAAUGGUAAAAGUAACAUCGAAGGAAGGAUUUGAGACAUACCAGCUAGCUCAGGACUCUGCAAGUGACUUGAGGAAAGAACUGUUUGGAUAUUUACCAAAUAAAGUUCGUUCAAUCACAAUCAGCGGUGCUGGAUUUAAUAGUUUGGCUGAUGGAAUCUUUGAUGGCGUUCAAGCAACAACAUUACGUAUCAAACUGUUCAACACGACAUUAAGUGGCAUACCAUCAACGCUGUUUAGAAAAGUCGGAAGCGUUUAUAACAUAUCAAUUGAUAUUGAUUCCAAUAAUAAGAAGUUGAAUACACUGCCAAAUCCAAAUUCAGCAUUAUAUCCAAAUCAGCCAGACACAGUUUUAUUAACUGAUUUAAAUAUUCAUUAUACAACGCUCUCAUGUGACUGUGAAAUAGGAUGGAUUGAGUUUUGGCAACGAAAGAAGCGCCAGUAUUUCUGUAAUCAACAAAAUUGGGCUGAAGAUACAGCAUUAAAGAGUGAGGAAUUAUAUGAUGACGAUUGUAAUGAUCCACAGCAUGACGAUGACCUAAGAUCAGCCAGAUGCUCAAACAAAAACGGCGAACCAUUAUUAGAAAUUUUAAAAUCAGACUUGGAAUGUGGAUGGAAUAAUGCAAAGAGACAGGAAGUGAAUGUUUUCGUAUUGGUUGCAUUUGCGAUUGCGUUUACGACGUUUUUGCUUUGACUUAUUCAAUAUCUCUUCAAAGAGUACUCAGCAUUUUAUGAUCUGCUGGAAGAAAUUUAUGGUGGAAAGAUUUAAGCUAUUCUGAGCGAGACGCAUGACUAACAUCCAAAAAAUUAAAAUUUAACGGGUUUUAAAAAUUUGAAUAAAUGAAAACAGAGUUUUUGUCAUCUCGGAAGAAAUUUGUCAAAAAAUGUGAAAUUCUCAUGAUUUAAAGCUAUAGAUCGUCAGAAAUUAAAUAUUUUGUAGCACUAUAAAGUAAGUUUAAUAAAUGCACUCAAAUUAAUCUUUUAACUUUCAAUAAAAUACCUUAAUUUUAAUGAUUUUCACAUUUUGUUCCGAGAUGAUAGAAUUUUCAAGAAAUUGUUGGACUUAAUUCAAAUUUAAAAUAACCGUUAAGAAAAUCAGUCACUUCAGACUUAAAAGAAUCAAAUAUUUGAAUUAAAACAAUUAAAUUAGCA
Chironomus riparius is the source of this 6365-nucleotide messenger RNA. NCBI's taxonomy places the organism in Eukaryota, Metazoa, Arthropoda, Insecta, Diptera, Chironomidae. The record is from the annotation of a GenBank genome assembly.